This is a messenger RNA of Candidozyma duobushaemuli, 1632 nucleotides long. RefSeq lists its product as uncharacterized. Gene Ontology annotation, molecular function: mRNA binding. Bases 1 to 1632 code for a protein of 543 amino acids. The record is from RefSeq and is a predicted model, not a curated record. NCBI's taxonomy places the organism in Eukaryota, Fungi, Ascomycota, Pichiomycetes, Serinales, Metschnikowiaceae. Gene Ontology annotation, cellular component: cytoplasmic stress granule. The transcript has a single exon.
AUGCCGCCAAACUCUCUUCCUGUGAACCACGUUCAUCCUUAUCAGUACAACCCAGAUCCAUUCAAUGUGGGCAAUAGAACGAUAUUCUUGGGUAAUUUGCACCCAUAUACUCAGAUUGAAGAGAUUGCUAAUAACGUUAGGGCAGGUGGUCUCGUGGAAAGCAUCAACUUCAUCAAAGCAAAGCGCAUGUGUUUCAUCACCUUUGUUGAUCCCGCUGUUGCUCUCAAAUUCUACCUUAAUCACCAAGUGUUACACCAAUUGAUCAUUCAUGGGAACGAUGUUAAAGUCAGUUGGGGCAAGAAUCAUUCUGGUCCCGUAAGCAGAGAUAUUUCUUUGGCUGUUACAGCUGGCGCUUCUCGUAACGUCUAUAUCGGUGUAAAGGGCGCAAAGAGCGGAUCUGAUGAACUGCUUCAGCUUCCUGAUGAGCAGACAUUGCGCCAAGAUUUCUCGAACUUUGGUGAUUUGGAGCAAAUUAACUUUUACCACAAUAAGGACUGCGGUUUCAUCAACUUCACGAAUAUAACAAAUGCGAUUCGUCUUGUCGAGUUGAUGGAAACGCACAAUGUUACCAAGAUCAAGGCAAUCGUUGGUGACAACGGGGAAUUCUAUGAGAAGUAUAAGAAUUUCAAGAUCAGUUUUGGUAAGGACAGAUGCGGUAAUCCACCAAAAUUCAGCUUCAAGAAAAAGAACACUAGCUUCGAGUAUUUCAACCCAAGUGAAUUUGAUCUUUCAAGAACAGAGAAUGGGCAUGAGAGGGAAUCACGCGAAGGAAGUCCAUUGACACUGAAAGAGAAACCGUCGGUUGAAGACGACUCAUUGAUCACAGAGGAGGCAGCAAUGGUUUUUGGUAUUAGUACAUCUCCUCCAAGAAAGUCUGCAGCAUCUGUGGAUUCUGAUGACGAACCCGAAGGUCUCGCCAAAGACGUUGUGGCAUCCCAGCCAGAGCCUGCAGCAAGCAACGGCGUAAAUGGAGGCUUAAAGUCUGAGACAAAGCCUGAUGGCGCCAGCGAAAAAGACAACAAUGGUGUGGCGGAUGCAAAUGAAGAAGACGAUGACGAAGAUGACGAUGACAUAUCGAUCAUUAUCGGAUCGGAUGUGACGACAUCUUCUAACAAAAACAUCACGCCUCCCAAGCAAAGGCGCUUUAGCAAAUCAGGCUAUCGCGACCAUAGUGAUGCUUACUCGCAGCAGCAUUGGUAUGCAUCAAAAAACUCUUCGACCUUGUCCCUCAAUUCCAGCCACAGAAAUUACCUGGGCUACCACCCUCCAGCAUUCAGCCCCAUGCCUCAGCCAAUGUAUAUGGGCCCUUAUCAUCCACCGUCCAUUCCAGGCUCUUCAAGGUCGAACAGCUUUUAUGGUGGCUCCAUGAAUGGCUCGAUGCCGCAACUUGUCCAUCACAAUUCGUACUCUGGAAGUACGAUGCCUUCGGCCAAUCGCAGCCAUUCCUCAUUCUCGGGCUCCCAAGUUAUGGCUCAGUACUUGGCGAAGUCGCAACAUGACAAUUUUAUUUAUGCAACAAGCAUCUUAGCUAAUGAUGUUACACCUGAAGAAAUGAGAGAGUACCUGUCGAAGCGGACACAAAAAAAGGGUGCUCGCAAAAAUGAAACUGAGAACAAAAACAUUGACAAUUAG